This is a messenger RNA of Chironomus riparius, 4407 nucleotides long. NCBI's taxonomy places the organism in Eukaryota, Metazoa, Arthropoda, Insecta, Diptera, Chironomidae. The record is from the annotation of a GenBank genome assembly.
CGGGUUUGAAAUCAACAACCACAAAAAAAAGGAGCAAAAAUAACAAAAAUCGUUGCUUGGCAAAAUAAAUAACAGAACUUCCAAUGCAGGUUGCUCGCUAUAAACAUGAGUCUAAUAAUCCUUCAGAGUUUCCUUUUUUAUGUCUUCUCAGUAUGCAAACGAAUUCUCUUGAAGCUAAAAGGAUCUUCUUGAUAUUUCGUGUAACGCACAAUUUCUUUACAUAAGUGUUGUGUAUUCAAUUUCAAAAAAAAAUCCUUUAUCUCUGUUUUGCAUAAUUUUCCUCCGCCUCUCUUACAUCUCUUGUGUGUCUUCGAUUUGGGAAAUAAGAUAAAGUGCAAAUGUGACUUAAUAAGUGGAAAAUUAUCUUUAAAUAUAGCCAAAAAAAAAGAGGAAGUGAUAAGUCUUUUUGGAAAUUGUUUAAAACACAAAUGUCAAAUGUGAUACGUAAAAUGUGAUGAAUCAAUAAUUUUGUGCAAAAUUGAAAGGACAUGACAAGACUUUAAAAUAUCAAUAGAAUUAAAGGAUUUACAACAACGACGUCAAACGUAAAGCAAAAAAUUCACACGGUAAAGCAAAGUUUGUUUAAUCAAUAAACAAGUCAUAAAAUGUUAGUGAUAACAAAAUAAUAAUUUUAAUGAUUCAGAAAAGCAUAUCCAUAGCAACAGGAUAUAAGUUUUUAUUGUGAAAUGUAAAAGGCAAAAGAAAAAAAAAAUCGUGAAAAAUAAAUUUGUGGUUCUUUUACAAAUAAAGUGCAAAAGAAGUCAGAGGAAAAACUUUUUCUUCGUUCACGCGAAAGCAAUUAAAUUGAGUUGAAAUAAUUAAUUGACUUGAGUUAUACGAGACAGAAGAUUUAAACAUCAUCAAGAAUGAUUCAUUUUGGCCGUUCUGAUUUUGAUAAUAUCGAUAAUGAGGCUUUAGAUUUUGAGCAAUUAGAAGCAUUUAUACAGAACAAUGCAGUUGUUCAUUCACCAUCACAAACUGCACAAACAGUAAUUGAAAACUCACAAAUCAAUCCAGCAAAUUUACCAGAAAGUCCACCUGAUUCAGGUUCUGAACCGCCUUAUAGUCCAAAUAUAAAAGGUGGAACGCAGAACAUUCAAAUUGACCAUAAUGCCUUAUCUAUGAAUACUUUAACGGAACUUCAUGUGCCUCAUCACAAUCAUCUUCAUCAUAAUUUACUGACUCCAUCGUCAGAGCUAUAUCUAGCGAAUGAUCAGCAGCAGCAAUUAAUUCAAAUCAAUAAUAUUUUACAUAAAAAUGAUGGAUCAAUUCUACAUCAUUCAACAACACAAGAUCAUCAAAUGGUAUUGUAUCAAGUGAAUCAGCAUGGACAAAUUAUGGAAUUGAAUCAUCAUCAUCUUCCGUCACUUAAUAAUAAUACUACUAAUAGCAAUAAUCGUUUAUAUAAAAGUGAUAUGUUGGACAUAACGGAUGCAACCACUCCACUAUCAACAAUGCACGACAUUCAACAGACCUUACAUUCAAGUACAAUAAAUGACAAUCUGCCAAUAAUAAUUGGUGGUAAUAAUAAUGGAGAUAAUUCAUAUCCUAGAAGUAUGGUUGCAGCACAUGAACAACAGCAGCAAUUGUCAAAUCAUAAUAUGACAAAUGGAAUUGGAAAUGUGAAGAAGCGAAAAAGUUUAGCUCAAAAUAGCUACAGCGAGGGGAAUUUGAAGCCAUUCGUUAAAAGCGAAGCGAAACUCCCUAAAAGCUAUCACGGAUCAAAGAGUAAGAAGAAGCAACAACAUCAUCAAAUUUCACAAGAUACGUGCACGUCAGAGGUACAGAAUGAAAUUAUUGUUGAUACAAAGAAGCACUUACAGCCACACAAUGAUACAAAAUCAUCAUUCGAACACUUUCAAGAGAAUUCAAGCAAUACAAAUAAUGAAAAUAAGAAUAGCAGUAAUUUCACGGAUAAUGUAAUAGCAAAAGGAAAUGAGAGCGGUUCGGACGGCUCACAAAUACAGUGUAUUCGAUUCAGUCCGUUUCAACAGCAUCAAUGGCACACAUUACUUGAUCACAAUCAUCAAGAACUUGCAAUGCCACAUUUUCGUGUCGAUGCUGAUAAGGGAUUUAAUUUUUCAAAUUCCGAUGAUGCUUUCGUGUGUCAGAAGAAAAAUCAUUUUCAAAUAACAUGCCACGUCCAAUUACAUGGAAAUGGUGUUUAUGUCAAGACACAAAAUAAUAUUGAGAAAGUGAGGACAUUUCACUUACACUUUUACGGUGUUAAACUUGAGACACCGGCACAGACAAUUCGCAUUGAACAAUCACAAUCUGAUCGGUCGAAAAAGCCAUUCUAUCCUGUUCUUGUGGACCUUCAAAACAGUCAAGUAGGAAAAAUCACUGUAGGACGGCUUCAUUUCUCAGAAACAACAUGCAAUAACAUGCGUAAGAAAGGACGACCAAAUCCAGAACAAAGAUAUUUCCAACUUGUAGUGGGACUUCAUGCACACACGUAUACAGGAUAUUUUCCAAUCAUCAGUCACGCAAGUGAGCGAAUCAUUGUUAGAGCUUCAAAUCCAGGUCAAUUUGAAGGAGAUGUAGAUUUAUGUUGUUGGCAACGUGGUGUUACACAAAAUUCGAUAUUUCAUCAAGGAAAGAUUGGAAUAAAUACGGACAUGCCUGAUGAAAGUUUAGUUGUGAGUGGAAAUUUAAAAGUAUCUGGGCAUAUUAUUCAACCAAGUGAUGUACGCAUUAAGUACAAUAUCAGCGAGCUCGAGACAAAUAGACAGUUGGAGAAUAUUAAUCAAAUUAGAAUAGUCAAGUAUCAGUACGAUGAGGCUUUUGCUGAGAACAACGAAUUGGAUAGUAAGGCAUAUCAAACGGGAAUAAUUGCGCAAGAAUUGCAAAAAAUAUUACCGGACGCUAUAUAUGAUGGUGGAAAUUUGAGACUUGCUGAUGGAACAAAUAUUGAUAAUUUUUUACAAGUCAAUAAGGACAGAAUAUUCAUGGAAAGUAUUGGUGCCGUAAAGGAGUUGUCUAGGAUUACAGAUAGCUUGGAGAAACGCCUUGAGAAUCUAGAGAAUCAUUGCAAUGCUGGAAUAUUUGAUAAGCUUAAAAUACUCCAAUUUCUUAUCAUUCUCAUGGUUUUUCUUACUGCACUUUGGUACUAAAACGUGAUAGUAAUGAAAGCAUAAAGUAAUAAAAGGCCUCAGUCAAUGGAAAUUUCCAUUCCAUUCCUCUUCUUCUCUUUUUGUGCUUUAUUCUUGUAUUUAACGAACCAAUUUAAAUUUUAUUGUACAUGGUUCAGGUGCAUUUCUUUCUUAAUUUAAAUUGACAUUUUUUUUUUGCUUCUUCCACAACCUUAAGAGCCAUGAUGCUUACGAUUUAUUGUAAUAUACAUAUUAUACUGAUUAAUAAAUGAGGAUCAAGAACUUGAAGUUUAUUGUAUUUAGAAGAUAGACAUUUGUUUCAGUACUGAUAAGAAUGAACUUUUGACCUCGGAAAAGGAACUAUUGAUGACUAUUUUGUUUUCGCUAUUUACUGUCUGUAUGCUAAUACAAACGUAGAAAAGUGAAAGAUAAGGCAAUUUUCAAUAUAUGACAAUUAUAAAAACACGCGACGACGAAAUAGUACCGUUGCUUAUAGUUGUGUGUAUGCAUUAUACAUGCUUACUCGCUUGUUACCAACUAUUUUUUUCUUCUGGAAGAAUCUUUGAUGACUCGCUUGCUCAUAUAUUGGUAGUAAUAAAAGAAUACUAUAGAUUCUAUGUGGUAGAUAAGGAAGAGUUUAAGAGUACAAAUUACAGCUGAUGAUGAAAUAUUGAGCAAGUCAUUGGGAAUUUUGGUAAAUUUUAAAAGAAUUUGCGAAUGACCUUCACGAAUUCCGUUCCUUUCUAUUUCAACACAUUUUCUCAUUCUAAAUAUUACAUUAUGAACAAUAAUAAAAGCUUUUACACAUGAAGAUUGUUGACGGUUGUCUUGUAUGCGUCACAGUAGUGCGCAUGAGCUCUAUAUCGUUAUCAGAAUGAAUGAGGAAAAAAAGAUUCACGGAAUUGCGAUUGUACUAGAAAGUAUCGUAAACUGGAUCUUUUAAAAUGACUUUUACACGCUCUUAAUGGUUCAAAAAUGAACAUCCAACUAUAUUUUAUGAAUGUAUGACUCAGGAAAUCUGUUGUAAACUUAUGCAAUCAUAAUUUAUAUGGCAAUUUUACGAUUUUUUUUCGAAACAAAGAAAUUUCACUUGAAAUGUAUUUAGAAAAUUUAUUUUCUCAACUUACCAAUUAUUAAUCAUUUUGGCAGGCAUACUACUUGUAUCUCUCAAUGAUGCUGAUUCAAAUAAACACUGAACAAAAAAUUAAAAUGGCUUUUCUAGCGCAAAAUAGUUUUAAUUAAAUAGUUUUCAGAUUUUAGUGAUCUCACUUGAACGACUUGAUUCUUUGAUAUGAAUGGGUCCACAACUUAUAAA